Penicillium maclennaniae is the source of this 195-nucleotide messenger RNA. RefSeq lists its product as uncharacterized. The coding region runs from base 1 to 195 and encodes 64 amino acids. NCBI's taxonomy places the organism in Eukaryota, Fungi, Ascomycota, Eurotiomycetes, Eurotiales, Aspergillaceae. The record is from RefSeq and is a predicted model, not a curated record. The transcript has a single exon.
AUGAUCAGUGGCCCAGUCCAGCCCAUCGGUCUUUCCCUCCUUCCCCCUUCUGCUCCGCGCCGCCUGCUCGGCGUGGUGACUUUCCAGCCUCAGGCCACCAACCACGUGACCACCCAAUUCCAACCUCUGCUCCUCGUCUCAUCUGCUAAUUCCGGGUUCCGGCCUCAGUCAUCCAGUAGCAAGUCGGGAAUUUAA